Molecule: messenger RNA, 4453 nt
Organism: Cotesia congregata
Lineage: Eukaryota; Metazoa; Arthropoda; Insecta; Hymenoptera; Braconidae
Source: the annotation of a GenBank genome assembly
UUGUAUAGUGUGUAUAUAAUAUAUAUAUAUAUAUAUAUAUAUAUAUAAAUGUGUGGGACAAACAUGUCCUAACUACAGGACGGAUAAAAGCCUCAAUAGAAUAGAAAACGCGAGUGUAAGAGAAACAGUAAAGAUGGAACUCGGCGUUACGACAGAUAUCGGAGGGGCGGUCGCAUGUCCUGUGUGUACAUUAUAUCUCAGAGAAGGUAUAAGUCUUCAGAGGCACUUGGACACCCAUCCAAAGGAACAAGUGAUAGAGGCACUGAUAAAAGCCAGUGGCUCGUCGUCAAGUUUGUCGUCUCUUCAGUUACCUCAAACCCAAGUGCCUCAGGUACCGCAAACCCUUCAGCCGUCACCGCCACAACAGCAGGUCAAUGCCCAAAGCUCAACUUCAGCACCAACAGCAGCAGCUGUUGCUGCUGCUCACAUUCCUACGCAGGCCCCGUUUCCUAUUGGUCCUGUCUUUGAGUGUCCACCGAUCAAUGCAAUGAUGCCACCGCAAUUUGCCUCUUUUAACUAUCAACAAUUUGUCAACAAUGGUACUAUGAUGAUUCCACAGUACGCGAUGGCACCACCUCAGGCCAAUCAGAUGAUGCAGAUGCUUUACAAUCCGUACAGCAUGUAUCAACAGCAACAGGUACCGACUGUUCAGAUGAUUUCACCGGUAUCAGCACUCCCGACGACUCGUAUCAGGCCGGUAGUUACUGUAGCUAAUGCUGAAACUAAUAGAAAUGUUAUUAUUUCAACUAGUACUAAUGAACAUAAACAAAUAAUUCCAGAGAUUAUUUCAGAGGCAAAUAUGGAAAGGAUUUUACCAGACAUGGAGAGUUGUGAAACUUCAACUCAACAGUCAACAGAUAUACGACAUGAUAAUAAUUGUAAUGAUAAUGAUAAUAAUAAUAUUUCUGUUAGACAAUUGGAUCAUCGAGAUCAACAGACCCAGAGUAAUUCACCAAGGCCGGUUAUAAAUAACAGUGAAAUUGUGAGAAAUGACACUGUCUCAGUGGUCUGUGAAUCACCAGCUUCUGAAGAAGAUAAGUCCGAGAGUAUUCUUCCAGAUAUGGAGGAACCUGAGCUCGAUAUUGAUGCUGAUAUUCAAUGUAGAAAUGAGCAACAACAACAACAACAACGACAACAUCAUAAUCAAGAUCGACAUCAGAGAUUUUCAUCUACAUACAAUAGUCAAGCUGACAAUGAAAAUAGUAAUACUGAUACGCGAUUAAAUCACCUUACAGAAGAUCAAGAUAAAUUGGAGUCUCAGGAAUCAUUGAGCUCAGAAAAAUUGAAGUCAUCAGAGUCUAUUGAAUUACAAGUUAAUUCAGCUCCAACUCCAAUAAUUAUAGAUACUUGUCAGAAAAAUGAAGAAGAUCAUCUGGAACAUCUUCUUAUUACAAUGAUUGAGUCAGGUUUUGUCGAGACGCAUGAAAAAACAAAUGAUGAUGAUGAUGAGCCCAUUCAAGAAUCUAACCUAAAAAUAAUUAAAACUGCACAGCAAAAUGAAGAACAAAUGGAAGAAGAAUCUGAAAAUCAUCUUACUCCUGAAGACAUUAAGUAUAUUAAUAACACCGAAGCUUGCGUAGAAACAGAAAAGUGCAUUGACACAAGUAUUAUUGACGAGUGCGACUUUGACUAUGCAUAUCGGUAUAAACAUAGUUUAUCAGCGCCUGCGUCUCCAGUAUCAGCGUCAAAAAAAAUAUCACAUUCUUAUUCAACGAGAUCUGAAUGUGGUUCUAAUGAAAAUCUUAAUUUUUAUCCAGCUGGUUUUGACGCAUCUACAUUGCAAGUUGAUGUUGAUGAUGAAGAUGAAGAUGAGGAAGACGACGACGAUGAAGAAGAGGAUGAAGAUGAUGAUGAUGAUGAUGAUGAAGAAGAGGAGGAAGAGGAAGAAUCUAAACAUGUAGGUGAUAAUUUUGAUGAAGAGGAUAUGGAGAUUGAAGAAAUAGCUAGUCCCCAUACACCAUUUGCCAAACAAAAUGAUGAUGAUUUAGAUAAUGUACGUUCUCAUACGCCAUUAUCCGCUAUCAGUGGUAUCUCUGGUCUUCGAGUACGCAGAGAUCUCAGCAAGCCGUCAUCCCCUGUAUCAAUCCGGUCAUUUGGUCAAAUGGAAGCUGACAGUCAUGAUGAAGAGACCAACGACUCUGUUAUAAGUCAACAUAAAAAUUCAGCUAAUUGCUUACAAGUCGACAACAACGCAGCAGUAAGAUUAAAUCGUGAUGAAUCUCAAGGUGCCGGCAUUGAAACUGCAAGGAAAUCCGAGAAUAAUAGUAAUGGCAUCUUUCAUCAGUCGGUCAUUACGGAGCACGUUAGCUCAUUUCCAGCAAUUCACUCGCAACAAUCAAUCACCAAUGAAAAUUAUACGAUAUGUAGUAAUAAAAUUACAACGCAUCAAUCAAAUUUAACUUGUGGUUUGUCGCAAGCAACUGACCCUACGACAAGUAUUGAAUCUAAGAGUUUCCAGUCAACAAUAACUAAAACAGUAAAUCACAUACCAACGACCGAGCUUCUUAAUAUCAAUGAAGAUGCACAUUCAGGUCCUAUGAAUGUAUUUGAAUUUGAUGGACUUCAAAUUCUCGUUCCUAGUACAUUUAUAAGUGAAUCAUCACAGAAAGCAAUUAGCGCAACGAGUCAACAAUCAAUGGCAAGCAGUGAAGGUGGUACGGGUAUCGAUGAAGAAGUAAAGAGUGUCAACAUGCGGGCAGACGAGACAAUGCCACCAAGGGGAGAGCUGUCUGAACAGGAAAGCAACGGCUGCACAGAACAUUCGGCUUGGCAGCUGUAUGUUGGUCAAGAGUCUUCCCGUAUGUCGACAUCGUACGAUUUGAUGGCACGUGAAAGCUGGGAAGAGUCAGAAGGAUCUGAUAAUGAAGCCGGGGUUCCACUGUUAGACAGUCGUUCGCUCGCUACCCACUUUACUUCAAGCUUAUUUCUUGAUCGAGACAGAAAAACACCGACAAAACAACGUACAUUCAAGUGCUCACAGUGUACAGAGGUUUUUGACUGCCCGAAAGAACGUCGUGUUCACAGUACAACAGUACACAAAGAAGCUGGUCCAAGUAACAGUUGCAGUAACAGUGGUAUUAACGAACAGUCUGAAACAAAAGACAUAAAACUUCUCGAUGGCCCCAUGAAUCCUUUUGAGGAUAUAUUUGUUCCUGGUCUACAUGUUCAACAGGCCUAUCAACAGCAACAGCCGUUGCUACAUCAAAUGCAACCACCACAACAAUUAACAGACAUAAGCAAAGUUGAAGGGGAUGAAAAAUCUGAAAGUCUAGCUUUAACACAAGGUAUAGAAAUUUCCUGUGCUAUGUGUACUCAACGUUUUAGUUCUGAACGAAGUUUACAGAUGCACAAUAGAAGGGUUCAUGGUACAGAGGUUGCACGACGUCUUCAUGAUAUUUCAAAGUGUCAAAUAUGCAACGAAGAAUUUCCCUCAGUCGCUUUAUUUAACGCUCAUUUAAAAAUUCAUCCGCUGGAGUGUUCACAGUGUGGUAAAUAUUUCUAUCGUAAACAAAAUUUCAAAUUACAUAUGAAACGUCAUCUUGGUAUAAAACCAUUUCCAUGUACUAUUUGCGAUAAAGCAUUUUUAACAAAACAAAAAUUAGAUGAACAUACGAAUGGGCAUACAGGUAAUGCACCAGUUAAAUGCAACCUCUGUAAUGAAACAUUCCGUAGAUACUCAAAUUUAACUCAACAUAAAAAUCGUCAUCAUUUAAAUAUAAAACGUAAGUUGAAAGAUUAUAUAUGUCACUGUGGUGAAGUAUUUCAUACUAAAAAGAAGCUUGCUUGGCACAAGGAAACACACGAUGAGAAACCUAAAGCGUGUACCUAUUGUAAUGAAAGAUUUAUACACAUGGCUAGUUUAACACGUCACAUGAGACGUGCUCAUAAUCGUCGUUUUGUACCAGAUGCUCAACGGGAAAAUGAAAAUGUCGAGUGUCCAAUAUGUAAGUGCAUAUAUCUACGUUCAUCACUGUCAGUUCAUAUGCGUGUACACAAUGGUGAACGUCCCUACGAGUGUCAGGUGUGUUCAAAAGCAUUCAGUACCAAGUGGAAUUUACAAUUACAUAAAUGGACUCAUGCAGCACGUAGCACCAAACCCUUUAAGUGCAAUCAGUGUAGCGCUGCGUUUUAUCGUCACAGUGACUACACGGCACAUAUGAAUUCUCACAGAAAUGUCAGGCCAUAUACGUGUAAUUAUUGUGGCGCUCAAUUUAUAAGAAAAUACAAUUGUUUAAGACAUGUUAAAGAACAUGAAGAAAAUAAAGCAUACACGUGCGAUGUAUGCAAUAAAACUUUCCACCGAUCAUACUAUCUUAAAGAGCAUUUACGUGUUCAUAGUGGUGCACGACCAUAUACGUGUCACAUAUGCGGCAAAUCAAGCAGUACCAAGUCUAAUCACAAUAAGCAUGUAAGAAUUCAUCAUGCUCGUGAGCCUGUAAAUACCGAAAAUUGA